AUAAAUAAAAAAAGUUCGUUGAGAACAAAGCAACAUUUGUAUUUAGAGAGUGAGCAGUCGAUAGGUAGUAAGCAACUCUCCCUCGUCGUCUCCGCCCAACUGACCCUCUUUUCUUCAUAUCAUUCCAUUUUCCAUUUUCUCUUUCACUCUCAUUUUCUUUUCCAAAAUGAAUGCAAAUUCUCUUUCUUCUUCGAUGAUCUCAAUGGCUUCUCCUUCUCCUUCUCUUUCUCUUCGCAACACAACCACUCUCAUUCUCCCUCGCUACUCCUCUUCCUCCUCUCGCCGCAAACCUUUUUCCUUCAAAAUCCAAGCCAAGAUCCGUGAAAUCUUCAUGCCUGCACUCAGUUCCACUAUGACUGAGGGUAAAAUCGUCUCAUGGAUCAAAUCCGAAGGCGACACUCUCUCCAAAGGCGAUAGUGUCGUCGUUGUUGAAUCCGAUAAAGCUGAUAUGGAUGUUGAAACUUUCUACGACGGUAUUCUCGCCGCAAUUGUUGUGGAAGAAGGCGAAACCGCUCCCGUUGGUGCUCCUAUUGGUUUACUCGCUGAAACUCCUGAAGAUAUCGCUGAAGCUCAAGCCAAAGCCAAAUCUGUCAAAUCAGCUUCUUCUUCAUCUCCUCCUCCUCCAGUGGCUGAUUCUCCACCUCCGGUGACUUCUCAGUCUUCUCCUCCUUCUCCACCACCACCGGUUCAGUCUGUUUCCGAUGGUCCGAAGAAAAUUACGGCAACACCUCAGGCGAAGAAGCUUGCGAAACAGCAUAAGGUAGAUAUUAAUUCCAUCAAUGGGACUGGUCCAUUUGGUAGGAUUACUCCGGCUGAUGUGGAGGCUGCUGCUGGGAUCACACCAAAGAGUAAUGUGGCUCCGGUGGCGGCGACUUCUGCUCCGGUGGUGGCGUCAGUUUCAUCAAAACCAGCUGAUGUUUCUUCUGCACCUGUGAUUCCGGGUUCGAGUAAUGUUGCUUUUACAACUAUGCAAUCUGCUGUUGCUAAAAACAUGAUGGAGAGUCUCUCUGUUCCUACUUUCCGUGUUGGAUAUCCAGUUACCACGGAUGCUCUUGAUGCUUUCUAUGAAAAGGUGAAACCCAAGGGCGUGACUAUGACUGCUAUAUUGGCCAAGGCGGUUGCUAUGACACUUGUUCAACAUCCGGUAGUUAAUGCCACCUGCAAAGACGGCAAGAACUUUCAUUAUAACAACAACAUUAAUGUUGCGGUUGCUGUGGCAAUCAAUGGUGGCUUGAUAACCCCAGUUCUUCAGGAUGCUGAUAAGUUGGACUUGUAUUUGUUGUCCCAAAAAUGGAAAGAACUAGUUGGAAAGGCUCGUUCAAAGCAAUUGCAACCUCAAGAGUAUAAUUCAGGAACUUUCACGCUUUCCAAUUUGGGUAUGUUCGGAGUUGAUAGAUUUGAUGCCAUACUUCCACCGGGCCAGGGGGCUAUCAUGGCUGUUGGAGCAUCAAAGCCCACUGUUCUGGCUGAUGCAGAUGGAUUCUUCAGAGUGAAAAGUAAAAUGCUGGUGAAUGUAACGGCCGAUCACAGAAUAAUUUAUGGUGCUGACCUGGCUGCCUUCCUUCAGACAUUCUCUAAAAUCAUUGAAAACCCAGAAAGCCUAACAUUAUAGUCAUUCUUCACAUUAAGAUACAUUUAGUUCUACCAGUCAGUGUUUCUUGAGAGGCUUAAUUCUUAAACUUUUGCACUUUCUUUUUGUUAUAGUUUACUUUUACUAGAUCGAUCACCCAUGAAUUCUUAAACUUUUGUACCUUUUCUUUGCACUUUCUUUUUGUUAUAUUUUACAUUUUUACUAGAUUGAUCAUCCUUGUGAUGUACGGGUCACUCGCCUGUGAUUGUAAUAAUAUUUGUGCACUUUGAGAAACUAUAAUUUAAGUAUCUACUAAUUUAAUUGUCUAUUAAUAAUGUUCAGCUGUUUAA
Molecule: messenger RNA, 1920 nt
Organism: Trifolium pratense (red clover)
Lineage: Eukaryota; Viridiplantae; Streptophyta; Magnoliopsida; Fabales; Fabaceae
Product: dihydrolipoyllysine-residue acetyltransferase component 4 of pyruvate dehydrogenase complex, chloroplastic
Exons: 6
Coding region: 167-1612 (481 amino acids)
Biological process (GO): pyruvate decarboxylation to acetyl-CoA
Cellular component (GO): chloroplast thylakoid; chloroplast envelope; pyruvate dehydrogenase complex
Molecular function (GO): dihydrolipoyllysine-residue acetyltransferase activity
Source: RefSeq, a predicted model, not a curated record